CCAAACGCUACAUAGAUCGAGCACGCAUUAUACGCAUAUCGGCGCCUACUGUGCACGUCUGCAGGAUCUAGCAUCCUCUAAGCCGCAGCCAUGCCUGGCCCAUUCACUUCGAAAUCUUUCAGCGCCACACUACCCAACUCGCUCGCCGCCCGAUACCGAAAAUCACUCCAGAAACAUCCGUUCCUACUCUUCGGCCUACCAUUCCUCUCCACCAUCGUUCUAGGGUCUUUCAUGUUGACGCCCGCCACAGCGCUGCGAUAUGAGCGCUACGAUCGCAAGAACCAACAAAUAACACAUGAGCAGGCUAUGGGCCUGAGAGGAGAGCGGAGGAAGGUUAAUAUGAAGGAUGAGUACUACAGAUUGCAGGCUAAAGACCUCGAGGACUGGGAACAGAGGCGUGUCAAGAGGCUGCCGGGAGAGCCAGACGGCACACUUGUGUAGGGACGAGACAAAUAAUCAAAACAGCAUCUGACACGGCGUUACGGAAAAUGAUUAGCAUAGCAGAUUCGAUACCUCUGUACGAUACAGACCCCUCCACUUUCUACAGUAGGCGCAUACUGCACAUGAAAACGGACACCCAUACUAGCUUGAUUGGGGCCAUGAUACCUGAAUUUAUACCAUGAAAAUGUUUGCUAUAUGACAUUUGAAUUGUUCCACGGAGUCGAUUUAACACUGCAUCCUCUGCUCGACCCGUGAUAAGUCAGUGCAUCGAAGCUGGGAACGACUCGCUCAGCGAAGACACUAUCUCUGACGAAAGAGCCUUGCAGCGACAGAAACAAAGUGCGCUAUUCUUGUGGUGUCUGUUGGGAACUGAGGUAGCAACUCGAAUCCGAAUCGUAUCUGGGACGG
This is a messenger RNA of Alternaria alternata, 849 nucleotides long. RefSeq names its product cytochrome c oxidase-assembly factor cox-16, mitochondrial precursor. Gene Ontology annotation, biological process: mitochondrial respiratory chain complex IV assembly. The record is from RefSeq and is a predicted model, not a curated record. The transcript is spliced from 2 exons. Bases 91 to 441 code for a protein of 116 amino acids. Gene Ontology annotation, cellular component: mitochondrial inner membrane. Lineage: Eukaryota; Fungi; Ascomycota; Dothideomycetes; Pleosporales; Pleosporaceae.